AUGCAGGAAAAAUUUAUAGUCUAUCUCUCUCAGUCUAUUCAUAUCUAUCUCAGUCUAUCUCUCUCACUUUAUUCAUAUCUCAGUCUAUCUCUCUCAGUCUAUUCAUAUCUAUCUCAGUCUAUCUCUCUCAUCUAUCUCUCUCAGUCUAUUCUUAAUCUAUCUCAGUUGAGCUCUCUCAGUCUAUUCAUAUCUAUUUCAGUCAAUCUCUCUCAAUCUAAUCAUAUCUCAAUCUACUAUCUCUCUCACUUUAUUCAUAUCUCAGUCUAUCUCUCUCAUCCUAUUCAUAUCUCUCUCAGUUUAAUCAUAUCUAUCUCAAUCUAUCUCUCUCACUCUAUUCAUAUCUCAGUCUAUCUCUCUCAGUUUAUUCUUAUUUAUCUCAGUCAAUCUCUCUCAGUCUAUUCAUAUCUACCUCAGUCAAUCUCUCUCAGUCUAAACAUAUCUAUCUCAAUCUAUCUCUCUCAUUCUAUUCACAUCUAUAUCUCUCUCUAUAUUCGUAACUAUCUCGGUCAAUCUUUCUCACUCUAUUCAUAUCUAUCUCAGUCGAACUAUUCAUAUAGUAUAUUCAUAUUUAUCUCUCUCACUCUAUUCAUAUCUAUUUCAGUCCGUCUUUCUCACUCUAUUCAUAUCUAUCUCAGUCUAUCUCUCUCAGUCUAUACAUAUCUAUCUCAGUCGAUCUCUUUGUCUAAUCAUAUCUAUUUCAGUCUAUCUCUCUCACUCUGUUCAUAUCUCAGUCUAUCACUCUCACUCUAUUUAUAUUUAUCUCUCUCAAUCUAUUCAUAUCUAUCUCUCUCACUCUAUUCAUAUCUCUUUCAGUCUAUCUCUCUCAAUCUAUUCAUAUCUAUCUCAGUCUGUCACUCUAUUCAUAUCUAUCUCAGUCUAUUUCUUUCAGUCUAUUUAUAUCUAUCUCAAUCUAUCUAUCUCACUCUAUUCAUAUCUAUCUCUCUCACUCUAUUCAUAUCCAUCUCAGUCUAUCCCUCUCAGUCUAUACAUAUCUAUCUCAUCUAUCUCUCUCACUCCAUUCAUAUCUAUCUGAAUCUAUCUCUCUCGCUCUAUUCAUAUCUCUCUCUCUCACUCUAUUCAUAG
Molecule: messenger RNA, 1083 nt
Organism: Acanthosepion pharaonis
Lineage: Eukaryota; Metazoa; Mollusca; Cephalopoda; Sepiida; Sepiidae
Source: the annotation of a GenBank genome assembly